AUGCUAUGCUUCAAGGGAAGCAAAGGCUACAAGGUGGUACCAAAAAAGAAGAAGGUCAAGGCAGCGACUUCAACUUCAACUUCGACUAAUCAGACAUCUGCCCCGAGAACCAGAAAUGGCACUGGCACUGGCACUGCCGCUGUGACUCAGCCCACGAAUAGAGUGGCUGCAAAAAGUACCCGUCCUUCCCCUGAUCGAUCUAGGAAUCCUCCAUACUCAAAUUCUCGCGCUUCUCCCUCUCGAAGACACAACUCUGAGCAAGGCCCUCCUAUUCAACCGCCUCGCCAACAGUCCAAAGUUGCGCGCACCAACAACAUGGCCUCCCAAAAUGGCAUCUUCUAUGGGCGAGUGGACUCAGCCAUUACGAGUGGUUUUGAAGACGAUGAGAGUGCUACUGCAGUGCAAAAUCCAACGAGCAAAUCUCAAGGUUCAUCAUCAAGCAACACGGCUCAGUCUCAAGCGUACGAUACAACUCCUGCAUCUUCAACACAAGCCCCUUUUCGCUAUCAACGUCCUUCUUUUCUCGACGACUUUGACUUUACUGCAGAAUCUCGUCGCGAUUUAGUUGUCGCUCAUGGGGUUACUUCUGCUUUGUCGCCUCGACAAGGCUAUCAUCCUACCCCAGCGUCUAUCCUAAACUUUGCAGACUUCGACCUUGAGAAUACAGACACUAAGAUUUCCGAUAUCAGACACGACAGAAUUCCAUCCCAUGAACGACCUAUAAUUAACACCGCCGUCGCCGCCGCCGCUUCAUCUUCAUCUUCGUCCUCUGCUAGCCCGUACGUUGAUCUGCCCGAGUCACUAGACAGUGAUGCUACAACAACAAGGGCAAUAGACAGACGAGAGUGUAUUGUCUGUAGCGACAUCAAAGCUACAGAUUCUUUUCCAGAUUUCGUCACUUCAAAAUGCACGCACACCCCUUCUAUAUGUUUGGAUUGCAUGGAGCGAUCGAUCCAAGUGGGCAUGAAAAGUAAACGCUGGACCGAUAUCAGAUGUGACGAGUGCCAAGAAAAUCUAGAAUAUAACGACAUUCAGCGCUUUGCCGAUGAACAGACAAUUGCCAAAUACGAAAGACAGGCGCUCCGAGCUGCUGUGGAAGAAGAUGAGAACUUCUUCUGGUGUACCUCUGAUUGCGGCUCUGGGCAGAUCCAUGACUCUGGGUCUGCUCAGCCCAUCGUCGUUUGCAUUAAAUGCAGCCAUCGCUCAUGUUUUCGCCACGGAGUCAACUGGCAUGAAGAUUUAUCUUGCGAGGAGUAUGAUCGGCUUCAAGAAGAUCCGGAUUUCCGUGGCCACUUGGAGCUUGAAAAUGAAAGGUGGUCGAAGGCUCAAGCAGCUCAAGCAGCUCAAGAAGAGGCAGAUCGGGACCUCGCUCGCAGGUUCGUCGCCAAAGAAAAGGCUAAAAUUAAGCACCAAGAGGCGCAGGAUCAGAGAGAGAGAGAGCGAGAGCGAGAGAGACAGAAGAGUCAACGAGAACGAGAACGAGAGAGACAGAAGUAUCAAGAGAGGCGACGAGAGCUAGAGCGAGAGAAGCAGGAGAGGCAACGAGUACGGGUACGAGAGAGACAGAAGAAUCAGGAAAGGCAACGAGAGCUAGAGCGAGAAAGACAGGAGAGGCAACGAGCUCUUCGCGAAAAAGCAUCGGCUCAGAAGGCAGCAGAAGAAAGGCGCCAAAUUGCAGCCAGAAGAAAAAUAGAAGAGGCGAAGAGCAUUGCCACAUUGAGAGCCACAACAAAACCAUGUGGAGGAUGCGGAUGGGCUAUCGAGAAGAAUUCCGGCUGUUCACAUAUGACGUGUCGGAAAUGCAAUUACCAAUUCUGUUGGACCUGCGGCAAGCCAUGGAGCAGAACACACUUGUGUCUUGGCUUUUUCUAGCGUUCAAACUGAUUAAAUUGAGUAGUGCCAAUGGGUCUGCACCA
Fusarium oxysporum Fo47 is the source of this 1916-nucleotide messenger RNA. Its product is annotated as BRcat and Rcat domain-containing protein. The transcript is spliced from 4 exons. Gene Ontology annotation, molecular function: zinc ion binding; ubiquitin protein ligase activity; ubiquitin conjugating enzyme binding. Gene Ontology annotation, biological process: positive regulation of proteasomal ubiquitin-dependent protein catabolic process; protein polyubiquitination; ubiquitin-dependent protein catabolic process. Gene Ontology annotation, cellular component: ubiquitin ligase complex; cytoplasm. The record is from RefSeq and is a predicted model, not a curated record. Bases 1 to 1872 code for a protein of 623 amino acids. Lineage: Eukaryota; Fungi; Ascomycota; Sordariomycetes; Hypocreales; Nectriaceae.